This is a messenger RNA of Drosophila grimshawi, 773 nucleotides long. Its product is annotated as dedicator of cytokinesis protein 7-like. Gene Ontology annotation, molecular function: guanyl-nucleotide exchange factor activity. The coding region runs from base 83 to 736 and encodes 217 amino acids. NCBI's taxonomy places the organism in Eukaryota, Metazoa, Arthropoda, Insecta, Diptera, Drosophilidae. The transcript is spliced from 5 exons. The record is from RefSeq and is a predicted model, not a curated record. Gene Ontology annotation, biological process: small GTPase-mediated signal transduction; positive regulation of GTPase activity.
AGCACAUCGAUACGUUCCAUUAGAGCCAGAAAAAGCUUAUAUACAAAUCACCUAUGUCGAACCUUUCUUUGAAACCUAUGAAAUGCGUCAUAGAGAGACUUACUUUGAACGAAAUUUUAAUAUUAAGCGGUUUAUUUUUGCAACACCUUUUACAAAAAGCGGAAGAGCUCAUGGAGAAUUACAUGAGCAAUGUAAACGAAAAACAAUAUUAACAACGGCCAACUACUUUCCUUACGUUAAAACUCGUAUCCAAGUAAUCAGCAGAGCGCAAUUUCAAUUGGAGCCGAUUGAAGUAGCAAUUGAAGACAUUCAGAAGAAAACAUUGGAAUUGGCAGCGGCUACAAAUCAAGAGCCAGCUGACCCAAAAAUAUUACAAAUGGUAUUACAGGGUUGCAUUGGUACCACCGUUAACCAAGGUCCAAUGGAAAUGGCUAGCGUAUUUCUUUCAAACUUAUCGGACGGCACGACCAUACCUACGAAACAUCAAAAUAAAUUGCGGUUGUGUUUCCGCGAAUUUUCAAAACGUUGUGCGGCUGCUUUAAAGAAGAAUAGGAAUCUAAUAAUGUCGGAUCAAAAAGAUUAUCAACGUGAACUGGAACGUAACUACGAGCGUUUUGUGGAACGUCUUACACCGCUUAUCACACUUACAUCAGUACAAACACAAGGUGUUGUACGAGCCAAUGCCUAUCAAAAUAAAACAACGCCGCUUAAAUGCGUGUCGGAUUAUUUUAAGUAAGUUUAAAUAUGAAGAAUAAACAAACCGGUUUUGAACA